GUUCACAAAACCGUCUCCAAACCGCCCGUCGACGCAAUGUGAAAAAAUAGAUCGAAUCGAACCCUACGUUGCCAAUUUUACGCCAACAUACUCCCUUUCUCUCUCUAAAAGCUGAGGCGGCUACUCUCUCUCUCUCUGUGCGUGCUGUGAGUCGUGUUCAGGGGGCGGUGUGGUGAUGGAGAUCAAACUCGCCUUCUCGGCCGAUUUCCCUCCGUUGGCCGUCAUUGCCGCCGCAGAAAUCGCCGGAAUUUCUCUCUCUACCGAUUCAGCUCUCCCUCCUGGUUCUCCUCCUACUUUCCUCUUCUCCACAGGGCUGAAAUUGCAUGGAACAAAUGUGCUUCUCCGUUAUCUUGGUCGGGCAGCAAGCAUUUCCAAUUUUUACGGGCAGGAUGCCUUUGAAUCUGGUCAGAUUGAUGAAUGGCUAGAGUAUGCCCCUGUUCUGUCAUCAGGUGCUGAAUUUGAUGGAGCAUGUAACUAUAUUGAUGGAUAUUUGUUGAGGCGUACCUUUAUAGUUGGUCAUUGUUUGUCUAUUGCAGACAUAGCCAUCUGGUCUGGUCUGGCAGGAGCUGGGCAGAGAUGGGAAAGUUUGAGGAAAUCAAAGAAAUUCCCAAACCUAGUACGGUGGUUCAACUCGAUAUCGACCGAGUAUGAUGUCGUCUUGAACAAAGUUACCUCUGCUUAUGUUGGAAAACGAGUUUUGGGAAAGCCAGUAGCGGCCAAGGCAAAAGGAAAAGAGCAACAGUUGGUUGAUCAGCAAUCCAAGAAUGCCAAUAGCAAUGUUAAUGACAAGGGAAAAGCAGGAAGCCGAUCCACUUUUGAAGUAGAUCUUCCAGAGGCUGAAGUUGGAAAUGUGCGAUUGCGAUUUGCCCCAGAGCCUAGUGGCUACCUUCACAUUGGGCAUUCUAAAGCAGCCUUAUUGAACCAGUACUUUGCUCAAAGGUACCAAGGUCAGGUGAUUGUGCGUUUUGAUGAUACAAAUCCUGCUAAAGAGAGCAAUGAAUUUGUGGAAAGUCUGCUGAAAGACAUAGAAACUUUGGGUAUUAAGUAUGAGACUGUUACGUAUACUUCGGAUUACUUCCCAAAAUUAAUGGAAAUGGCUGAAAAAUUGAUUUCUGAGGGGAAGGCUUAUGUUGAUGAUACACCACGUGAACAAAUGCAAAAAGAAAGAAUGGAUGGCAUUGAAUCAAGAUGUAGGAAUAACAGCCCUGAGGAAAAUAUGAAAUUAUGGAAAGAGAUGAUUGCCGGAUCCGAAAGGGGUUUGCAGUGCUGUGUCCGUGGGAAGUUGGAUAUGCAGGAUCCAAACAAGUCACUGCGGGAUCCAGUAUAUUACCGCUGCAAUCCGAUUCCUCACCACCGGAUUGGGUCAAAAUAUAAGAUAUAUCCAACUUAUGAUUUUGCAUGUCCAUUUGUUGAUGCUAUUGAAGGUAUAACUCAUGCUCUACGAUCAAGUGAGUAUCAUGAUCGCAAUGCUCAGUAUUAUAGGAUUCAAGAGGAUAUGGGAGUUCAAAAGGUGCACAUAUACGAAUUCAGUCGACUUAAUAUGGUAUAUACACUUCUUAGCAAGCGCAAGCUUCUAUGGUUUGUUCAAAAUGGAAAAGUUGAAAGUUGGGAUGAUCCUCGUUUCCCAACUGUUCAAGGCAUUGUGCGAAGAGGUCUCAAAAUUGAUGCAUUGAUACAAUUCAUUCUUGAACAAGGAGCUUCGAAGAAUCUGAAUCUUAUGGAAUGGGAUAAACUAUGGACCAUUAAUAAGAAGAUUAUUGAUCCUGUGUGUCCCAGAUACACUGCUGUGAUUGAAGAAGGACGUGUCUUGUUAACCUUAAUUGAUGGGCCGGAGAAACCUUUUGUUCGCAUCAUACCAAAGCAUAAGAAAUAUGAAGGUGCUGGAGAUAAGGCGACAACUUACACAAGGCAAAUUUGGAUUGACCGUGCUGAUGCUGAAUCCAUCUCAGUUAAUGAGGAAAUAACCUUAAUGGAUUGGGGCAAUGCAAUAGUAAAAGAAAUCAAGAAGGGCGAGCAUGGAAAUGUCACUGAGUUAACUGGAAUUUUACAUCUUGAAGGAUCUGUCAAGACCACGAAGUUGAAGCUUACCUGGCUACCUGAAACAAGUGAACUUGUGAAUCUCUCUUUGGUGGAUUUUGACUAUCUAAUUACAAAAAAGAAGCUAGAAGAAGGAGAGGAUUUCCUUGAUGUGCUUAACCCAUGUACAAGAAAGGAGACUGCAGCACUAGGGGAUUCAAACAUGCGAAACUUGCAGCGUGGAGAGAUACUGCAGCUGGAGAGAAAAGGCUAUUUUAGAUGUGAUGUCCCCUAUGUCAGACCCUCGAAGCCCAUAGUUCUUUUUGCCAUUCCUGACGGUAGGCAGCAAACAGGAUUGAAGUAAGACUUCGAAGUUCUCAUCUCUUUCAUUUGAUGUGUAUUUGAAGAAGUCUUGAUGUAUACCUGAGUAAUCUUUUUUCUAAACUUUACAAACUACUUUGAAGUUCUCAUUUCUUUCAUUUGAUGUGUAUUUGAAGAAGUCUUGAUGUAAUACCUGAGUAAUCCUUUUUCUAAACUUUACAAGCUUGCUAAUCAACUUUAACUAGUUCUAUUU
Messenger RNA from Camellia sinensis, 2590 nucleotides. RefSeq names its product Glutamyl/glutaminyl-tRNA synthetase, class Ic. Gene Ontology annotation, biological process: glutamyl-tRNA aminoacylation; translation. Gene Ontology annotation, cellular component: cytosol; methionyl glutamyl tRNA synthetase complex; cytoplasm. The record is from RefSeq and is a predicted model, not a curated record. Gene Ontology annotation, molecular function: ATP binding; glutamate-tRNA ligase activity. Lineage: Eukaryota; Viridiplantae; Streptophyta; Magnoliopsida; Ericales; Theaceae.